GACCACGGGGCCCCAAGGUCGGGAAUGAAUAGGAGCGGAGAGACCGCAGCUCCUCGCGUCCGGGAGCACAGCCCUGCGCUGACAGCCCGGCACCCGCCCGCUAUCUGCGCCUCGACGGGACCCUCACACCGCGCGGCCGCUGUCCAGCCUGGGGCGAGCCAGUGGGUGUGAGCGUUGGGGGCUGGCCAAACUUCCUGUCCCGCGCUGCCGCUGCUUCCGGCGGGAGCCGGAAGACGCUGUGUGUGGACGGAAUUCGGGACCGACUGACGGCUAGCCGGCUGCCCGGGAAAGGAAGGCUCAGCACAGCAUCUUACAGGGAAAGCAUAGCAUUUCUAAAGGAAUAUGAGCAUAAGAAGAACGUGUCAUUGACUCUGAAUCAAAUUUUUAACCUGUCCCCUGAGCAGCUAUAGGAUUUGGAAGCUGAAUCAAUGUUAUCAGAUGAGUUAGAAUCCAAACCAGAGCUCCUGGUACAGUUUGUUCAGAAUACAUCCAUCCCAUUGGGACAGGGGCUAGUGGAAUCGGAAGCUAAAGACAUUACUUGCUUGUCCCUCCUUCCGGUGACUGAGGCCUCAGAAUGCAGUCGGCUAAUGUUACCAGAUGAUACGCCAAGUCAUACAAACUCCUCCAAGGAGGUCCCUUCCUCGGCUGUGUUGAGAAGCCUUCAGGUGAAUGUGGGCCCAGACGGAGAAGAGACAAGGGCUCAGACUGUACAGAAGUCCCCGGAGUUUUUGUCCACUCCUGAGUCUCCUAGCUUGUUGCAAGAUCUACAGCCAAGUGAUAGCACUUCUUUUAUUCUUCUUAACCUAACAAGAGCAGGUCUGGGCUCUUCAGCUGAGCACUUAGUAUUUGUACAAGAUGAGGCAGAGGAUUCAGGGAAUGAUUUCCUCUCCAGUGAGAGCACGGACAGUAGUAUUCCAUGGUUCCUCCGGGUGCAGGAAUUGGCUCAUGAUAGUUUGAUUGCUGCUACUCGUGCACAACUGGCAAAGAAUGCAAAAACCAGCAGCAAUGGGGAAAAUGUCCACCUUGGUUCUGGAGAUGGGCAGCCCAAAGAUUCUGGGCCCCUUCCUCAAGUGGAAAAGAAACUCAAAUGUACAGUUGAAGGCUGUGACCGGACAUUUGUGUGGCCAGCUCACUUCAAGUACCAUCUCAAAACUCAUCGAAAUGACCGCUCUUUCAUCUGUCCAGCAGAAGGUUGUGGGAAAAGCUUCUAUGUGUUGCAGAGGCUGAAGGUACACAUGAGAACUCAUAAUGGGGAGAAGCCCUUUAUGUGCCCCGAGUCAAGCUGCGGUAAACAGUUCACUACAGCUGGAAAUCUGAAGAACCACUUGCGCAUCCAUACAGGAGAGAAGCCUUUCCUUUGUGAAGCCCAAGGAUGUGGCCGUUCCUUUGCUGAGUAUUCUAGCCUCCGAAAACAUUUGGUGGUUCACUCAGGAGAGAAGCCCCAUCAGUGUCAAGUCUGUGGGAAGACCUUCUCUCAGAGUGGAAGUAGGAAUGUGCACAUGAGAAAGCAUCAUUUGCAGCUAGGAGCAGCUGGGAGUCAAGAGCAGGAGCAAACUGCUGAGCCACUAAUGGGCAGUAGUUUGCUUGAAGAGGCUUCAGUAACCAGUAAAAACCUGGUGCCUAUGAAUUCCCAGCCCAGCCUUGGUGGAGAGUCCUUGAACCUACCAAAUACCAAUUCUAUCCUAGGAGUUGAUGAUGAGGUGCUUGCUGAAGGAUCCCCACGUCCCCUGUCUUCAGUGCCUGAUGUGACACAUCACUUGGUGACCAUGCAGUCAGGGAGGCAGUCAUAUGAGGUUUCUGUCUUAACUGCCGUAAAUCCACAGGAGUUACUAAACCCAGGAGAUUUAACUGAGAGACGGACAUGAGUGUGGGUGCCGACUCCUGCAAGAGCAGCCCUGAUUCCAGAGUGCACACAGUGGGAACAGGAUGCUUAUGGCUCACGAUCUGCGAGAACCAAAAUGAAUCUGUGAAGGACAGGACCUCGCUUUGGCCUCUGUUCAUCUUUCCUGACAUAGAAGAUGAACGUAGGAGAGCUUCUCUUCAAACUGUAUCUCAUCCAGAAAGGAAGAAAGCAGUGAAUGUGGGCUGGGUAACUGCACCUACCUCUCUUCCCACUACAAAAUUUUGGGAUGGACUUCUCCCAAAAGUGAAUUUGAUUAUGUGUUGGCUGAAAUUUCUUCAGAAUGACUGUUGAGAAGGGGUUUUCCUUUGAAGAAUUUUCAUCCCAGACUCAGCUGUCUUUUCACAUGGAUAAACUAAGUCCUGCCACCAACCAUAAAACUUCACCAAGAAGUUGAGCUUUCAAGAUGCCUUGUUACUUUGGAGAAGGGAGUGAUGUCAAUUCUUUUGUGGCAUCCUCCCUUUAGCAACCUGAGUAAGAGACUCUCUGCCCCUGGGCUGCAAAAAAAAUAAAUUACUUGAAUUCCUACUUGGCCCAGGCUGAGGUACUAUCAAUCCACAUCUACUUGGUCACUUGCUUUCUUUGAUUAUGGAAUAUACAGUUGCAUGUUAAAAGGUUUUUUUGGAUUUUGGGUUUUUUUUUUUUUUUUUUUAAGUUAAAUAUCACAUGAUUCAGAGCUUCAGUUGUUUUCCCUUUAAAUAAACAAGACAGCCCAGUAA
This is a messenger RNA of Hyaena hyaena (striped hyena), 2619 nucleotides long. RefSeq names its product zinc finger protein 410 (gene ZNF410). Gene Ontology annotation, molecular function: RNA polymerase II cis-regulatory region sequence-specific DNA binding; DNA-binding transcription factor activity, RNA polymerase II-specific. Gene Ontology annotation, cellular component: PcG protein complex; transcription regulator complex. Gene Ontology annotation, biological process: regulation of transcription by RNA polymerase II. Bases 429 to 1865 code for a protein of 478 amino acids. NCBI's taxonomy places the organism in Eukaryota, Metazoa, Chordata, Mammalia, Carnivora, Hyaenidae. The transcript is spliced from 12 exons. The record is from RefSeq and is a predicted model, not a curated record.